Xenopus laevis (African clawed frog) is the source of this 1230-nucleotide messenger RNA. RefSeq names its product HOP homeobox L homeolog (gene hopx.L). Gene Ontology annotation, biological process: regulation of transcription by RNA polymerase II; cell differentiation. Gene Ontology annotation, molecular function: DNA binding. Gene Ontology annotation, cellular component: nucleus. The record is from RefSeq and is a predicted model, not a curated record. Lineage: Eukaryota; Metazoa; Chordata; Amphibia; Anura; Pipidae. Bases 167 to 409 code for a protein of 80 amino acids. The transcript has 3 exons.
GACCGCCCAUUCGGCAGCAGCAGCAGCAGCAUCUGGAGAGCUACGGCCGUGACAGGAACAACAGUUCCAUAGAAACGCGCAGCCCUUAGGAGCAGAAGCGUCUCUGACCGCUGAACGGCACGUUGUCCUCGUCCUGCCUGUACUGCAGGUUUUUCAGACGGGAAUAAUGAGCUCACACCAGAAAGAAAAGUGGGGAAGUAACAGCACAGGACUAACAAGCCAACAGAUAGAAGUCCUUGAGUACAAUUUCAACAAUGUCAGUAAGCAGCCUCAUAGCACUUCUAUAAUGCUGAUUGCUGCUGAAACAGGACUCACAGAGGAAGAGACUAAAAAAUGGUUCAAAGAACGAUUAGCCAAAUGGAGAGAGUCUGAAGGCUUGCCUAGGCACUGUGGAUCGGUCAUGGACUAAAUUAAUAUUAUUGCUUGGAUUUGGGGCGGAGGGACUGGAAGAGGAGCUUUUAUUUUGAAAUAUUUUUAUUUUUAGUUACAGAUGUGAGCAUUAUGUAAAAAAUAUCUAUUUAAGUGUGUACCUAAUCGAUAGACAUAUAUAGUGAUAACCAUAUAUCUGACUACCAGAUAGUGUAAUAUAUAAACUAGGAAUUUGCAUGCGAGCGAGUAAUAGAACUUCUAAUAAAUUAUAAAAAUGGAAAUAAUCUGCCAAUAUAUAUAUAGUAUGAGAGAAAUUAUUUUUGCAUAUAAAACUAUCAUCAUUGGUGGAAAAAUACCAUAAGAAAUAGUUAUGUGAAGCCAAGUGAUAAAAUGCCAAAUAUUAAUACAGCAUUAAUGAUUGUAGAGAUCCUUGAUCUAUGUUGAACAUUUAUAAUUUUUAAUGAUUUCUCCUCUUUCUCUUUUUUAACAACUGUAAUUUUUGCCCUUUCAUUGAUCUGUAAGGCAUUUUCAGUGGAAGGACUUAAUUUAUCCUUUUAAUACUUAUUCAUUCUUUAGUCUGUGGCAUUCUCUCACAUUAAUAAGAAUUUGCAUAUGCUGAAUGCGCCUAAACAUCAUCAAUAUAUCUACAUAGGGCACAAAGGCAUUUUAUACAAUCAUUAGUGCUGCAUUAAUUUUACACAUAAUGCUAUUGAUUUUUUUAUUUUAUUUAAUAAAUGCCCAUUAGGCAGUAUUUCUGGUGUAAGUACAACAGCUAUAAAGUGAAUAUUUUUGUGCAUGAUGACUGAUGUUUUGUGCAGUUUUAUCAGAAGUUUUGUUUAAUAAAAAUGUAAUAAAACAGAA